GCUCCCUCUCGCCUCUUUAGCUCUUAGCGCCCUCUUGGACAGAUCCAUGUUCGACCUUGUUGCUCCGCAAGGCGCUGCUCCGAGUUUGCGAGCUUCUAGAAAGCACUGAAAAUAAUAUCAUGGCGAUCAAAAUGACGGGAAUUUAUCGGAUUUGUGUUGUUUAAAUACGUAAGAAUUGAUAAUCGCUUGUGUUGUUGUCAGUUUGGAACUUGUUAAAAACUUGGAAAUUUCAAGUUUGGUGCGUAGCGCCGUAUUGUUUGUGAGACGAGAACUGACAAGGGAAAUGAGAUUAAACCCGCGGUAGUUGUCUUCUUUUCAGCUCAUUCAUCUGAUGGGUAAGUUUCCAUUCAUCUGAUGUACAGGGAUGGGGACCUAGCGAAUACUGGUGCAGACAAUUAGCAGAUUGGGAUGGCUGAAUUCUUUCACAACAAUGAAGGCGUGGAGCGGGACCGGCUGCGCGAGCGCGACCGCCUGGCCCGCGCGCAGAUGUCGUCCCAAGCCCAGGCAGACCGCGAGGCCGAGGCUGCCGGCGCGCCGCUCUUCGGAGCACCCGUCCGGGUGAACCCCUCAUCGGCGGACCGGGUGACGCAGCAGAUCCGCGACACGCUCGGCAACUACAACGUCGUCAAGCACCACCUGAUGCAGGAGCCGCUGCGCCUCUUCGGCAUCGACGGCAACGGCCCUCCCACACCCGGCGGUCCUGGCCAGGCGGCCGCCGCCGCUGCCGCCGCUGCUGCGGCAGCGGCGGGGGCGACCGCAGGGACGGCGUCGGGGGCGGCGGGCAGCAGCGCCGCCCCCGGCCCCCCAGAGUUCAAGCGGCCCGCCCCCGGCUCCAGCAACCACCACAGAGCCCACCACCCGCCGCCGCCCGCGCACCGCGGCGGCUUCCUCAAGCCCGCCGACGGCAAGCCCAACUACUCUGGCCGCGGCCAGUACCCGGGCCAGGCCGUCAAGCACGGCGGCGCCGACCACCGCGCCAACGGCAUCGUGCCCAACAAGGGCCCUCCCCCGGGCAGGCAGCCGCACCACCGGCCGUCCCUGCAGAUCGACAGCACUUCGGACAACUGCGCCGACGUGGAGAACAUCCUGAAGGAGAUGAAGUCGGGCCUGGUGACGCCGCUGACCGCCAUCGCCGCCACCCCGCGGAAGGAGUGCGUCGACCCCAAGUUCACCUUCGACACGGCGCACGCGCACGCGCCCCUGGCCGGGCCUAGGUCCAACCCCUACUCCACCGUGCCGCUGCAGGCCCCCAAGGUGAGUGUGAGGCUGUCGUGCUGACAGGUCGUGGUGCUGCC
Messenger RNA from Frankliniella occidentalis (western flower thrips), 1295 nucleotides. Its product is annotated as AF4/FMR2 family member lilli-like. Gene Ontology annotation, biological process: regulation of gene expression. The record is from RefSeq and is a predicted model, not a curated record. The transcript is spliced from 5 exons. NCBI's taxonomy places the organism in Eukaryota, Metazoa, Arthropoda, Insecta, Thysanoptera, Thripidae. Gene Ontology annotation, cellular component: super elongation complex. The coding region runs from base 409 to 1278 and encodes 289 amino acids.